AUGGAGGAUAACGCCGCGGAGAACGAGAACAUGGACAACGCGGAGAGCGAAUGCGACCCGGCAUGCACGUAUCCUGCUGAAGAGCACUUGCUCGUUCUCGAAGGGCUCAGGCGGCUUCCGAGUUGGACGGUGUAUCCGGCGCAGCUCUCUAACUGCAUGAGCGCAGCCUUGAGAGCGAGCGAAGACGGCGUCGAGGAGACCAGCUCCGAAAUGCGGCAACUGUACCGCGAGCUCAUCCCCGGGACGUUCGAGAAGUGCAUGUCCGGCGCCGAUCUGUACAACUGGAACGACAACGUGCACGGGAACAUCCUCGAAUGCGGAGUGAAACUCGGCGAGCUCGUCGCGGUGAAGCUGGCGAACGUCCACGCCGCGAACGAGGAGUCCGAGGAGGACUUGCUUCAUCUGCUGCAGGCGCUGCCCCUCGCGUUCGAUCGCCGCGCGGACUUUUACAAGAAACACAGGCACGACGAGAUACCGAGGGAGCAUCCCGGGGUGGCAGACGCGUUCGCCGCGGUCGGCGGGUCGCGGUUGUUCGCCGCGCUUCAACGCGCGGCGCCGCGGAAAAUGAACGCGCGCGCGGGCACCUUCGACGACGACGCGCCCAUACGCAUCGACCAGGACGACGAGGAGGAGGAGGACGAGGACGAGGACGACGCGAUGCAUCAAGGGACGCCGGACGAAGGAGGCGAGAUCAUUCAUCGCUGGCUGUGUCUCGUGAUCGAUCAUUUUGGAAACGCGGGCGGGUUCGACGCGGUUCUCGAAAUGCUGCACGACCCCACGCGCGUCACGCUUCGAACGUUCGACGCGGUGAUGACGGCCAUGGCGAGAUGCGCGAUCGUGCUCGACGACCAGCUCCUCGCGCGGUUCGAAGAGAACGCGCAAGUGGCGCUCGAUCAUCUUCAAGACAUCGUGACGCGAGGGGAUUCUAGCCUCGUCGGGUCAAGCCCGAGCGAGCGCGACCGGCGGUACUUGCACCUCGGGAGCGCUCUCAGGAGUCUUCGAAAGGUGCUCUCCGCAUGCGUGGGCGAUCCCGAGGCUGAAAAGCGGGUCUCACGCGUCGAACGAGCGAUGGUCGAGGGCAUGCUGUCGAUAUCAACGUUUAACAUGCAGCUCAUCGCGUUGAGAGAGAUCAACCUCAUGCUCGCGACGGCGUCAAACUCGAAAUUGCUGGGAACGGAGGAGAGCGCGAGCGCGAUGCAGACCGCGGUGAAAUGGCUCGACAUGAAGAAGGUCCUCCCUCACGUCUUGAGGCCGGUAUAUCUGCACCACAAGCAGUACGUCGACCAGGUCGCGGCGGUGCUUCGUUUUCUACUCAAGGAAGACGCUCUGGCGGAGACGCACGUGGACAUGCUCUGGGACAUCACGCAAAAGCAAGACACCUUCGAGGAGGUGAAGCACAACGUGUACGACUUACUCACCUCUCUGGCGUGGCACUUCAACGGCGAUCAGCUCGACCAGCUCUUCUUACGAUUCGAGAGCGCGGGGGGCGGGAUGACCGCCGCGGAUAGCGGGAAACUCUCCGAGAUGAUUCAGAAGCUCGCGCGCGGGGAUAACGGAGGGCAAAUGGCGGAACGACUCUUAGCGCUGCUGUGGAGGAUGGUACACGCUGGGGAGACCGGCGCCGCCGGGCUGGAGAUGAUCGACGCUUUUGCGCACGUUCUCGGGCACUACGACUGGAUGGAGAUCGUGAGGAAAGAAGAGUAUCUGCGUCGGCAACUCCUGGAGGAUCUGAGGAACGGGCCGACGUCGGAUCUCGCGAUUCCACUCCAGCUUUCGAAAGCGAUCCUGAUGCACGACACGGCGUACCCGAACGGAAGUGGUGAUGCCGAGAACGGUGCCGGCGCGAAAGGUAAGAGGAUGCUGAAGAAGAAGCGCAAAGCGUCCGUCGCGCGCGAGCAACACGUUUCGCGCAGGGACUGGCUCAGGCGCGUGGACGAGGAAAACAACCUCACGGAGCUUCUGGUGUCGUCCCUUGAGCGUUACCAGGCCGCCGCGUGGUCGGACGGCGCGGACGCACCUCACGGAAUUUCAUUGGAAGACUACUUUCAGACGUACAUCGCGUUUCUAGACACGAUCGAGUACGUCUUGAAAAACGGCGAGAUGCAGAUCGAGCCGGCGAUGGGAGAUCGAAUGUGGACCGCGGUCGCGGAGACGUCGACGUCUACCGCAGACGCGCCACGAACGUUCAGAGACCAAGGUUUGAAGUGGAUCAAAAAGCUCCUGACGAAGGCUCCGUGCAGCGUGACCGAGGACUCCGUGCUUCACUUGCUAGGCGCGAGAUUAGUACACGAACCCGCGGAGAAAAUGACGAAGUCGGGUUGGUCCACGUUUAGAACGUUCUUCAUGCAAGCCGGGUUGGACUCGGGCAAGCUCGUGUUCCCAGAGGAUGACAGUGAAGCCCCGGAAUUGGUUUUUCUCAACGAGGACGGCGACGACGGCAGCAGGCGGGUACUGGUCACCGAUCACCGGGCGGAAGAAAUCUCGGCGCGAGAUAUAGAUCUCGUUGGAUUAGAUCAACUGUGGAGGAUCUCGCUCGACACGAGCGACGACGCCGUCGCCGACGACGCGUUGAAUCUUCUCAUACAGCUGCACACGGACCUCGCGGUGAACGACGAGAACUACGUCACGAAUCUGCACCGAGACUUCCUCGCGUCGACGCUGGAUCGUCUCCGCGAGGCGGCGAAGGCGAUGGACGACGCCGGCGACGACGCGGUCGCGAUGGAGAUGGCGGAGCAGCGCGCGGAUCGAUGCAUUCGCAUCGCGCGCGCGCUCAUUCUGGAGACAGAGUUAGGCGGCAUGAUGCCGGGUGCGCCGCUUCCCCACGGCGCGACCUUCCCGGGUAACGACAUCUCCAUCGAGAUCAUCCCGCCGCAGAACAUCAAGAUGAGCAGGUUUAAGCUGGCAUCCAACACGCACGAGCUGGUGAAGACGGUCAGAGAGAACAUCUCGAGAGAGAUUGAUUUUCCCUCGAACCGAUUCCGACUCAUCUUCUGCGGAAAGAUCGUCGAAGUGGAUAACUGGCUCAUGCGCGAGACGAUCGCGCGCGGUCACGACGUGUUCACGAGUGUGUUCAGGAUGCAGGUGCAGCUGUUGUCCCCCGAUAACGCGAGGCCGCGCCAUGACUUUGGGGUUUCCUCCCCGGCAUCGCUUCCGCGGUCGCUGCUCGCGAAUCAACCCGGGGCGUACGAUGUGUUCUUGAAGCUCGCGGAGUCUCGCGGGGCGCAAGGCGACGGCGGCAGCGUGCAGAGCUCCGCGCAGCAGAUUUUAUUGUCGCUUCCUACGCAGCAGCAAAUCAAGGUUGAGCUGUGCGCGCUGCUCGCGGGGGGUAACGUCGCCGCCGGGGCGGAGACGGCCGCGGCGGCGGUCGUCGCCGCGGGCGAGUCCUCCGCCGUCGAAGCCGCGGUUGCCGCCGCUGCGAUCGACCCGGCGCGCGCGGUGGCGAUGGCGCGCGCGCGCCUUCGCGAGCUCUUAUCCCAGUCACCCGCGAGAUUAGUGUACACCGUGCAGGUUCUCGACGGAUUACUCUCCCCCGUGAACAACGACGACGUCGACGACACCGCGCGACUCCUCAGGGCGUCCUUCUCCGCGCUCGGGUGCACUCGGGACAUCCUCGCGGUGUUCCCCCCGGGCUCGACGGGCGUUCGCGCGACGAGCGACGACGGCGUCGACGACGACGCUGCCGGCCUCAGAGCGGUCGCGAACGCGGGCGCGGCGGCGUGGAGCGAUGCGUCCAUGCGAUGCGCGCUCUGUUCCUCCGCGCUUUCGCUUUUAAAGCAGUCGCACCCGAUCUUCGGCGGGGGGGACUCCGCGAAGGGCACGACGGAGGCGUCGCUCGGUUCCCUCGGCGGCGCGAUCGGAGGCAUGUCCGUCGCGACGCCGACGGGGAGUCGACGCGAACAGUGGAGCGAUGAAGAUCUCGCGGCCGCGGAAGCGUCCGAGUCGUCCGUCGACGCUUCGUGCGUGCCGUCCAAGGGCACGGCGGCGGCGACCUUCGCGACGGCGGCGCCGCUCGCGAUCGAGGCGGUCCCGACGCUGAUGCGGCUCGCGUACACGAUGAGCACGGGUCUUCAGGUCGGGUGGGAGCUGUUCGAUGAUAACGCCAUGGACGAGGACGGCGUCGUGAAGGACGCCGACGACGCCGCCGGCGGGGUUCAGCGCGAAGACGUGUUUUUGUCGUUUGAAGCGAUCGAUCUCCUCCUCGAGUGCUUGAAACGUUCGGGGUCGAACGGCGCCGUCACGCUCCUGGAGCAGCCGUUGUUUUCGUCCAUGCUUCGAGACUUGGUGAUUCGUUCACCGCUCGAGAGCGUCCGCCAUAGGAUGAUGGCGAUGAUGAUAAAGCUCAUGCUCAUCACGCAGGGCGACGGACGAGUAGUGCUGUCGCCUCCACCCGGAAUGUUGAAGCGUUUGUUAGCCGCGCGAGUCGACGCGGACGCGCACCCGAAGCGGUGCAAGGAGUUCUUCAUUUUGCUGAAUCUCGUGAUUCGCGACAGCGGCGGUUCCCCGGAGGAGAACAGCGAGUGCGACGCGGUAGCGGAAACGCUCCUCGCGAGCGAGGUCGAGGCGCUUCGGGUGUCUCCCCCCGCGAUCGCGGACGCGGACACGCACCUCCAGUCCAGAUUACGGCUUAUUCAGUGCCUCGUCGAGCGCCUCGAUCGUAGAUCGGUCGGGUCCAAAGCCGCCGGUCUCGGCCUCGUGCAGGUGUUGAUGUUCAGAUGUCUGUUCCCCGAGGCGGUUCCGAUGCUCCUUCCAUCCGCGGAGGUGCUUCGCUUGGCGGGGAUGCCCGCGCCGGUGGUCAGCGGCGACGGCCGGCGAGCAACGCACGUCGUGCGCCGUCACACCGUCGCCGCCGCUGGCGGCGCGCCAGACGACGCCGACGCGGACAAGGACCGCGACGAGAACGACACGGACGGCGACGACGUCACCUUGACCGGCGAAGUUCCCGAGCGAGAGGGCGGCGGCGUGCCGGCCGUCAGCUCGAACGGCGUCGCGUCUGUGUUUGGCGUGGGCGAGGACGUGGAGAUGUUAGAGGAGCACCUCACCGCGGUGUGUUCGACGCCGAACACGCGUCAAGCCGCGUUUCAGCUGCUCGCCGACCUCGCUUCGCACGACACGGAAAACAUGCUCGAGGUGACGGAGACGCUGAUGAACCUUCAUUACCGCGGCAGCGUCGACUUGAACGAGUGGGAGCAGCUGCCGAUCAACUCGCCGAGGCCCCCCGGCGGGUACGUCGGCUUGAAGAACGCGGGCGCGACGUGCUACAUGAACUCUGUGUUUCAGCAGUUGUACAUGAUGAAACCGCUUCGAAACGCGGUGCUCUCGGUGACGUCCACCGCGGUCACCGAGGACGAGCAGAAGGACAGCGUCUUCUACCAGUUUCAGAUGAUGAUCGCGUCCCUCGCGGCUUCGCACGUCGAUCACUACGCCCCGAGAGGGUUCUGGCGCGCGUUCAAGGAUUACGACGGCGAGCCGAUCAACGUGCGCGAACACCAAGACGGGUUUGAAUUCUUCACGCGUCUGCAGGAUAUGAUCGACAGCGAGUUCAAAAAGGCGGUCGCGAUCGCGUCCGCUCCGGGGACUGACGGCGGCGCGGUCGCGGCUCCGACGAACCCUCCCCCGGGCGUCAAAGGCGCGAUGGAGGCCGUGCUCGGCGGGAAGUUUGUCAAUCAGGUCUUAUGCCAGAAGUGCCCCGCGCAUCGAAGCGAACGCGAGGAGGACUUCGUGAACAUCAGCGUCGACAUUCGUAACAAACGCGAUCUGAACGAGUCCCUCGCGUCGUACGUCUCCGGCGAGCUCUUAGAGGCGGAUAACCAGUGGCACUGCGAGCAGUGUGGGUGUAACGUCGAUGCGGUGAAGCGAAUCUGUUUCAAGCAGCUGCCGCACACGCUGUGCGUCCACCUCAAGAGGUUCGAGUUCGAUUACGAGACGAUGCAGCGCCUGAAAGUGAAGGAUCGGUUCGAGUUUCCGAUGCGUCUCGACAUGUCCCCGUUCACGGUGGAAGGGAUCGAGCGCGAGGCCGCGACGGCGGAGGCGGAGACGGCCGGCGACGCGCCCGCGCCCGUGCCCGAGCUGAUUCACCCGCUCGAUCACUACCAGUACAAACUCGUCGGCGUCGUCGUGCACUCGGGUACCGCGUUCGCGGGUCAUUACUACUCGUACAUUCGCGAAAGAGAAGCCCCGCCCGGGGCGCACGUCGACGACGACGCCGCGCCGGGGGAGGCGAAAAUUGGCGAGCGAUGGCACGUGUACGACGAUCAGAGAGUCGAGCCGUACGACGUCUCGUGCCUCGAGGCGGACACGUUCGGGGGUAAGUACGGGGUGAACAUCGCCGCGCUCGGCGGCGGCGCCGGCAGCGACGACGAAGUCGGAAACGCCCGAGGUCGGAUCGUCGAGCACGACCGACCGAACAGCGCGUACAUGCUGUUUUACGAGCGCGUCAACCCGGUGGACUCCGACGAGGUUCUUCCUCCGCCGUCUCGCGUCGCCACGCCCGCGAUCGUUGAGAAGGCGAAGGAGGACGAUGAGGAGAAGGCGAUCAGACCGGGGAGGCACGAAAUCGUGCCCAUCCCCUCGAUGCCGCGCAAAAUUCGCGGCGAGGUCAUGACGCAAAACCUUCAGUUCGUCUUCAACGGGAACAUCUUCAGCCGGGAGUACUUCGCGUUCGUUCAGCAACUCGUGGAGAGCACGCUGCAGCGCGGAAACGCGCGAAAAUCGCAGCGAAGAGGCGCGCUCGGCGGCCCCAGCGGAGGGGGCAGGGGAGACGAAGGCGACGGCGGCGGUUCCGACGCGCGCGUGCGCUCGCAAGAGGAGGAGGACGAGCGCGCGGUGCUCAGCGUGAGAAUCGCGACGGAGUUUUUGUGCCACGUCUACCUCCGCGCGCAUCACUCGAUGCGCGAGCGCGAGAGUCUCAUGGCGUGGCGCGACACCGUGGCCGCGCUCCUGGAGCGAUCCGCGGCCGCGUGUCUGUGGUUCCUGGACUUUCUGCGCGACCGACCGGGGUACCUCGCCGCGUUUCUCGCGCGUUGCCCGAGCGCGGACGCGCGGGAAACGUUCGCGAAUUUCGUCGCCGCCGCGCUGCGAUCCGCGGUGACCCGCGACGGCGGCGGCGCGACCGCGGAGGCGCUGCUCCUUACCACCACCGUGAGUGGCGGCGGCGGCGGCGGAUCUCUUGGUGGCGGGGUUCUCCCCGCGACGACGACGUCUGGAUCGCCUUCUCCGGCGGCGGCGAAUCCAACGGCGGAUCGACGCCAACCCGCGAAGGCGGCGCGGCUCGUCGAUCGCGUGCUGCACAGCCUCGUCCAGGUUCUCAACGACGCGGCCGCGCACCCGUCGAAGCUCACGUCGCCGAGCUAUUACUUCGCCGUUUUGUACGAGUACGCCGCGCUCGGUCCGGGGCAAAGGCUGCAGCUCUUGCAGUACGACGUGUUGAGGAGUUUGUGCGAGUUUGUUUGUGCUGCGAGCAGGAGGAGAGUGGUGCACCACCAGGUGGGUGGUGGUGUGCCACAUCACGACGACGACGACGACUCAUCCUCUGAGAUGAAGCCCGCGUACGAUUGCUUGCACUUACUCGUCGCCAGCUGCGACUUGACGGAGGUCAGGAGGGAGAAGACGCAGAUCUUAGUCGACAAGGCGCUCGAGAUCACAGGGCGGCACCAGGGUGGUGCUUCUUCUCAAAACCAUACUUGGCACGUCGGCGACCUCAUCGAGGACGGGGGCGGCGGCGGGGGGUUCCAUCUUCCGUUGAACUUGACCGGUGGGGUUUUCGAGCGAGCAUUCUUGGAGCACCUAACGGGAAUCGCGGCGUCGGGGGGGACGCACAAAAGCAACGAGACGGCGAUGAAGAUUUUGUUGCACUCUUGUCACUCGUGGCAGUGGGCGAGUAGGGUUUGCAUCUUCGUUUUGUUGGACCGUGUCCGCACGGAGGAAGCCACGUCCGGAGUGGCCCCCGCGCUCUUGGUGGCAGAGCAUCUCGUAGUGCUCGCCGACUGGUGCGCCUCAGCGCGAGUUACCACUUUGCUAGCUGGGUUUAGGGCACGAAACAUGCCGCCCUACAUAGCCGUGGAGGAACACGAGCACGGCAUCGCCGCCAACACGACGACGGCGACGCGUACGGGCUUGCUGGAGAUCGCCGCGCACGCGCGUUGUGGACGAAAACGUCGUUACUUGAUUGUACGCGCGUUAGUGAAGCUUGGGGCGUGUUCUGCGACGGUUCGACACGUGCUGAGAGAGGACGCCGACGAUUUUUUCCACACGGCGCUCACCCUUCUUCAAGAAUCGCUGCAGGGGCAGCAGCAGCUCGACGAGGGGGCGGAGGUGAGCGAAGUACUUGGGAUGGGCGCGCAGUUGUUGAGGGAAGAGCCGCGCGACGAUUGAUGAACGCGAUUGAUGAACGAACGAAUUGAUGCGAAUGUCCAGUAAAGCCGCAGCCGAACAAAGCGACGAAGGAGCGGAUAGCCGCGACGGGGGGGAAGCAGUGUCGGUUUCCCCCUCCGCGUUAUUGAGAUGGAUGAUGAGAAAAGUCAAGUAAA
Molecule: messenger RNA, 8525 nt
Organism: Micromonas pusilla CCMP1545
Lineage: Eukaryota; Viridiplantae; Chlorophyta; Mamiellophyceae; Mamiellales; Mamiellaceae
Exons: 2
Coding region: 1-8370 (2789 amino acids)
Biological process (GO): protein deubiquitination
Cellular component (GO): cytosol; nucleus
Molecular function (GO): cysteine-type deubiquitinase activity
Source: RefSeq, a predicted model, not a curated record